This is a messenger RNA of Aedes albopictus (Asian tiger mosquito), 3902 nucleotides long. RefSeq lists its product as uncharacterized. The coding region runs from base 696 to 3788 and encodes 1030 amino acids. The transcript is spliced from 8 exons. Lineage: Eukaryota; Metazoa; Arthropoda; Insecta; Diptera; Culicidae. The record is from RefSeq and is a predicted model, not a curated record.
CGGUACCGUUCAAUCGUCGCUCGAACCUGGUGCAGUGCGGAACGCAUUUUAUCGACCUCGAACCUCGAGUCGCGUUUUUCGUGCGGAGAUCCUUUGGUGUAUCGCGCGCGCGCGCUUUUGUACUUAUCUCUCGUGACACGUGAUCGUGUUGUGUUUUUCGGUUAUUGCUAGGCUUUUGUUAAGGCGACUACCACGCGACGGCCGAAGAGAGAUCGAUCGCGUUCAAGCUUUUUCUCCGUGCGUUUCGAUUUGAUUGAGUUGGAGUGUAUGGUCUACGGCGAGGGAAUGCAUUUAAUUGGCCGAAUUUCGACAAUUUGUGAUUCUCAUAAAUGAUUAAUGGUGCUUAACAAGCCUCCGUCGACGACGUUGACGAUUGCCGAACUGUGCGGGAGACAGUGCCAAAGUGUUUGUUGGGGGCUGUUUGAGUUGAACGAUACGAUUUUCCGAUACGGUUAAAAUUGAUUUGUAAGAUUGCCCACACGCAGUGAGAAAUCGGACGGUCGACCGUCGAAAGUUAAUUGAUGCGCGGGCUCCGUAGUGACAGAAACAGUGAUCUUUGAAAAGCAAUUAAAACUGAAGAAUUUGCGCAAAAUUUGCGACCUAGGGGGUUGUGACAUCUGACGUUCUCUUGUUUCGAGUGACACAGAUCUUAGCGGGGGUGAAUCCAACUUGAAGCGAUAACUGCAACGCGACCCAUGUGCAACACGCAGUGUGCAUCCGAUGCUCAUUCUCCGCACGAGUCGGUUCAAUGUGGCAAACAAUCGAUCAUCAGCCAACGGAUCGAUGAUCGUAGCUCGUUGAACCUCGGAAUAGGGCCCGGAGGUCGCCGCCGAUCGUCGUCGAUCCAUGGCGCGGGAUCGAUCAGCGGCGUGAGCCGGAUCGGCGGGGGCAGCAACAUCAUCAACGAUCGGGACAAUCUGGACAUCAGCGGGGUGGCGAACAAUCUGCGUGACUUGCGUGGGAGUACCGCUGCCGGUGGCGGUGGUAGUGGGGGUAGUGGCGGAAGCCAUGUCAGCCGCCGAGGGAGUAGCAACUGCGUCCAGGCGCAGAUCGAACGGAUGUUCAACGAUGUGGCCAAGGAGCAUGGUGGAGCGGAGAAACCGGGCGGAGUAGCGGCUGAAGCUGCAGCUGCGGCACCGCCCGCCAAUGGGCAAACGUUUUCGGUGCGAUGUCUCGGCUCGCUGCCGCUGAAGGAUAAGGUCACCAGCCUGGUGGGCCUGCAGGAGCCGCUGUGGCAGCUGUACCUGAGUGGUGCUGGACAUGGGAACCAAAACGCCGGUACACUGGACAUCAGCCCCAUUGGCCUGCGAGUGAAAAGCUCCAACGGACGGGAACCGUUCCUGACGCCGUUCCAGAACAUUGCCGUUUGGUCCGCCGUCAAGUUCGUCGUGUCACCCGCCGAGGGUGGCGCUGCCUUCCUUCCGCUGAUCACCGAUCCCGAGAACAUUGACAAACGAGCGCUUUUCCGACCUCUAAGCAGUGCCGCGGACAAGCGUCGACUGUCAUCCGGGCUCCACUCGCCGCUGUUUGCUAUUGUGAUGCGCUCCAGUGCGGUACCCCGGCAGCUGGAAUGCCACGGGUUCGUCUGCCAAACGCCGGAGGAUGCAAUUGUUAUCGCUGCUACGCUUUAUCAGAGCCUGAUGGCCCAUAUGGGCAGUGGGGAGAACCAACGACCCCGAAGACCCAAGAACCGCAACGGAGUCAGCUGCAUGAGUAUCGCCAGCAGUGCCGCUACGACCAACGUUCACAUUCAACCUGGCUCUGCCAAACUAUCGUCCCGGCGUUCCAGUGCCAGUCAACGAAGUCUUCUGCCACCACCACCGAGGCCACCUCGGAAAACGAAACGAACAGCCACCAGUUCGCUGAGCGGCGAAAGCGACACCAUGACCGGUGCCAACGAAGAAUCCUCCACCGAGGAACGCAAGAAACGAUCGCCGAAGGGCAAACGACCACCUCCGUUGCCGGCAAAUCCACCACGGGCAGUAUCAAAUCGCCCCUCCCUGGAUGCGAUCUACACCGACCACAGUCACUCGAAUGAUGACAACAACUCUCUCUCCAAAGGAGGUGAAGGCAACUAUCCGGCCCUGUCGGAGAAUUCGGCCGGGGACAUCCUGACGCGGGUGGCCAUCCCGCGGUCUGGCAGUUUCCUCAAUACGGCCGGCCUUACACGGUACAAAUCACGAGCUACCCGACGGCACACCGGCAAGGUGGGCGGAGGUGGUGGCUCGCCGCUGGGCUUUUCCGAACUGUUCAACGAAUUCCGGCUGCAGGAGAACCUGCACUCGCUGGACGAUAUUCUCAAUGCCAUAAUCAACUCGGACGGAAUGUCGUUCAACGAUCUGAAACCGAUCUACAAGGAGUUUCUGCUCAAGCUGGCCGUCACGCUGACCAAGGACGAGCUGUACCAGCGCUCGAAGAGCAUCAUGCGCCGGCAGAAGAAGAAAAAGUUAAAGCGGAAGAACAGUAAUGCGCAGAGUCAACGCCGCAAGCUGCUGAUCGGCGCCAAGGGCCUGAAGAAGGUGUUUCGCUUUGGGAAGUUUCGGAACAAGAAGUCCCUCGGCCGAUCGGGAAGUUUCAGUAAAAGCAACAGCGGCAGCAACAGUGGCCGAAGCCAGGGCAGCCAGGGCGAAUCGAACGGCAGCUUCAUCGACGACGGGGACUCGACGACGGCAUGCCGCCGAUCGGUCCCGGUCCACCACGGAAAGUCCUCCAAACACCAGCACCAUCACCAGGGGAGCGGCGCCCACUCCGACCAACUGUCACUGGAUUUUAAGACGGCCGAUAAGAAGGAUCGAUCAAGAAUUGGAACAAGUGGUUCUGAAGUUUCAGAUGCUCGACAUGAGCAUACGCUGACGGCGCACCAUAAUAGGAACAGUUCGAGCGGAUAUGUAUCGUGUUCGGAGUGCAGCUACGAUUCGGACGCGUGCACGUGCACGUCGGCCGAUCGGUGCUACUGUAGUCUAGGCGGAGAUGACAUCAACGCCAAGCUGAACGAAGCGAGCAACCGGAGUUCGCUGCCGAGCUGCAAGAGCGAUGAGAAGUGCUACUGUUCGAUGGGUGAAACGCAAGGAGAAGACGAAGGAUCUACGACAUGGUGCGAUACGGAUAGCUGCAUAAGCCAUGAGAAGUGUUACUGCCCCACUCGUUUGCAGGGUCAGGUUCAAAAGUGUGCCAACAAACCAUCCGGAGGUAAGAACGGAACCGACAAACUGGGCUUGGAUUACGAACUGUUCACUGUAGGUGGCAAUGGACGAGCGAUCAAGGCGUCGGAAGCGCUCAGCGUGAAGAAGACAGUAGAGGUGGCAGCAGUGUUUGCAGACGUCAAACUGAGUCAAACAACAGAUAUCACAAAUUUGAAGAACGAUCAACAGCAACAGGAACAGCAGAAGAAGCAGCAACAGCCACAUCAGCACAAAGAAUCGUCCAUCAAGAAACACGCCACGAAGGGUGAUCAUCACGGUCACAAUCAUCACCACACGCACAAUCACAGCGGUGGUAGUAACAACAGCAACAGCACGCACAGACGCCACGGCGACGGAAAACAUGUACAUAAGCCCAUCCACAAACUGCUGAACAAGAAAGCCCUGGCGGAACCGAUUGCGCACAACGAGUACCACUACAUUCAGUCCUCCCAGACUGAUAUGGCAACGAGGAAGCAGCUCGGUGGUGACAAGCGUUCGUCCAAGCGGUCCAACUCGACCAAGUCGGACAAUGUGUACCAGGCGAUGACGCCUCGAACCGCGCAGCAUGGUCCUUCGUUGGAGGACUCCCUAGGUUAUCUGCCGUAGGAUUUUGUAGUUGUUAGAUAUCUGAAGGGGAUUUUUCUUAUGUCGGACAGUAAUGGAGCUCACACAAACUGGUUGAAAUUGCGUGAAACACGAUAGUCGGCGAUUUUUCGUGUG